GAAAGUGAGCGCGCGAGGUGGGCGUGGACAAGGAGGCAGCGUUUCCUGCCAGAGAGGACACGUGGUUCCGUGUCUGUGUGUCAAUGUGAGGUUCUGGGUUCUGCAUUAAUUUUUCCAGCCAUUUGUUUCUACGCUACGAUCCACUUUUAGUCCCGUGAAUAAGACCUAAUUACGACACGAGGAAGAUCGGACGUACCGUGUCUCCCGAGUGACAACAGCGGUGUUGAUCUCAGGCGCCAUGACGCUGGAAGCGAUCCGGUACCGACCCGGGUCCCUGCAAAUUCUUAAUCAGCUGCUUCUCCCGCAUGAGAGUGUAUUCGACGAAAUCCGCUCGGUCCAGGACGGCUUUGAGGCGAUCAAGUCAAUGAAGGUGCGAGGCGCCCCCGCCAUCGCCAUCGUGGGGUGCCUGAGCCUGGCCGUGGAGCUCCAGGCCGGGGGCGGGGGGGACGACCUGGUCUCCUUCAUCCAGGACUCCCUCAGUCACCUGACCUCCGCCCGGCCCACCGCCGUCAACAUGGGCCGAGCCGCCAGGGAGCUGAUGGAGUUCACGGAAAACGAGAGCAUGGACAAGGGUCCUGAGCAACUGAGAGAGAGCGUGAUUGGCUGGAUCGAGGAGAUGCUGGAGAGGGACGUCAACGACAACAGGAAGAUCGGCAACUACGGGGCGCAGCACAUCCUGUCCGGGGUCCCGCGGGACUCGGUGACCAUCCUGACGCACUGCAACACGGGGUCCCUGGCCACGGCGGGAUACGGCACGGCCCUGGGCGUGGUGCGUUCCCUGCAUGCACUGGGUCGACUGAAGCGGGUUUACUGCACCGAGACCCGGCCCUACAACCAGGGCGCCCGGCUGACGGCCUACGAGGCGGUGGCAGAGGGCUUCCCUGCCACCCUGAUCACCGACAGCAUGGCAGCCCUCGCCAUGCGGGAGCGGGGCAUCACAGCGGUCGUGGUCGGUGCAGACAGGGUCGUUGCCAACGGAGACACUGCCAACAAAGUGGGCACCUACCAGCUGGCCAUUGCCGCAAAGCACCAUGGGAUACCCUUCUACGUGGCGGCCCCCAGCACAUCCUGCGACCUGAGCCUGGAAAGCGGGAGGGAUAUCGUGAUUGAGGAGCGCCCCCCGGAGGAGCUGACCAGCAUCAGCGGCGUUCCCAUCGCCGCCCCAGGCAUCGAUGUGUGGAACCCAGCGUUUGAUGUCACUCCCCACCAGCUCAUCACAGGGGGGAUCAUCACCGAGCUGGGCGUCUUCCUGCCGUCUGAGCUGCAGGCCGCGCUGACGGGGCGCCUCACUGCACUUUAGAGACCCCUGGUGGCAGCCAUGUGCAACUGCACGCCAAUCCUUCACUCACACUUCUUGCUGCAUUCACUUGCGCAGUGGAACCCAUGCGUGCACACGCACACACACACACACACACACACACACACGUGUUACCACUGAAUACACACAGCCAGAUGGGCACCAUAGUCCUCACACACAUACAUGCGCGCACACACACAUCGUAUCCUUCCCUCCUUCUUUCACUCCUCUCUGUCUCCUCUCUCUCGUCUGUCUUCUCCUUUCUCUCCCUUGUCAGACCGCUUGAAUCCCUGUCUUUGUGCAGAUUGCUUCCCUCACUGUUUCCCUCCAGCUUCAUUCUACUGUUUCUCUCUCCCCGGCUUAAGAGAUAAUAAACCACAGUCAGCUCCAACCCCAGUGGAAGAACCAUACAUAGCAGUCAUACUGACCUAACAGAGGAAAUGCACAAGUGUUCGUAAUGUCAAGUGAAGAUAAAUUUGUACAAGGUGUACAAGUGCGCCGGACUAGAUGGCAGCUCGCAGAAAGGGACAGUUUGCCGCUGAGUCCUGCUGCAAGAUUCCUGGUAAAUGAACAGGGUAUCUUUGAGUGACGUUUGACGUUUUGUCAGCACAGCUCAAGGCAGAUUUUAGGGCAGAAUUUGGAGUUGUGCCUUCCCAGUGAACAUUUUUGUGGCGAGAAGUGGGUGAAAUGGCAUCUAGGCGUUCAGGUGAAAAAGCUGGCUAGCGGAAAAGCGGAGGUUUUCUAGCCGACUGGGACGUAGCCAGGCUACAUCCCUGUAAAGCCUGAGCUGUAUCGAGGUUACUCCAGUCUGUUUGUGUCAAAACGUCUCUCCACCUAGAUUUCCACUCCUCCAGAUGUCUAGUUUCUGCCUUUUUGCUCACUGGGUUGAGUUGAAGUUUGUCUCCUAAAAGUUAAAGUGAACUCGACCUUGGCUGUGUUAACUCUGCCACCACGACAGGCCAACAACUGCUCUGUUCAUGGAGGAUGCACUCCUAGUCCGUCAGCAGAACCUGUUCCUUCCUCUGAACAGGAUGUCGAUGAUACAUGUAUUUCCUUUGUUAGUCAGUACAUUUUGUGAUGAAAAAUCAGUAACCAUAUUGAGACAUCUUACAGGUUUAUGUAAAUUGUAUUAAAAACAUAUUCAAACAUAAAUAUUAGAUUUAUAGAUGUGGGAAUGUCUUAUAUCAAAAACCAAGAGACGUGUGUGAAAUAUUUAAUAUUCAUGAGCUGGUUUGUCAUUACUCAUGGUAGUUCUUCCAUGAGGGUAAAUGAUUUUUCUUCAUUUAGUAUAAAGUAUGCCAGACGUGCUGCAGUACGGUUUCAGCCCAUAUGUAAAUAUAUAAUGUUCAAUUCUAGUGUAAAGAAUGUGCAAUAGUCUACAAGCUAACAAUAAUGCCAAACAAAAUACUAAUCAAUAUAGUGAAAUGAGUUAUAGAAAUAAUUAUGAAAUUGUACCAAACCAAAAUGUUACAUUAACAUUUGCUUUUACUUUUUGCCUAUUUAGAAACUUUUAUAGAAAUGUUUUUUAAUGAAAAGGUAGAAUUUUUUUUUUUAAACGAAGCCCUAAAACUAGUCAACAGUACCGAAUUCUGAGGCAGGCGAGAGCUUUAAAAAACAAAAAAAAAGAAAACAAACAGGAUUUAAAAGCAGCUCUGACUGAGAACUUGCCCAGUCCCAGGCCAGGUGUAACCGAGGAGGCUGAGCGUUUCAGAGAUGUAGUCUUUCCUGCACGGCGCCACACUUCCUCUGCACGCGGUAAGAAGACCCACGCACUGUACUGAAUGUCAUGGGCUCUGCCCACGGCCAGCGCUACUCACUGCCUUACACUAUCGCUAUGGGAACACAGAGAGACAGUGACAUCACUGCCUUACGUCAGCGCUACGCAAACACGGAGACAGUGACAUCACUGCCUUACACCAUCGCUACACGAACACAGAGAGGACAGAGAGACAGUGACAUCACUGCCUUACACCACUGCUACUAAACACAGGAGAGGACAGACAGAGAGACAGUGACAUCACUGCCUUACACCGCCACCACUACGCAAACACAGUGAGGAGAGGACAGACAGAGAGACAGUGGCAGAUCACAAACAGGCAGAUGAGCUAAACGCGAAAUGGAGGCGGACACCCAGGCCGACUGAAGGACACACAAACAUACCUGCGCACACACACACACACCCUCGCUCAUACACGUGCACUCACUUAUACACUUAUAAGGGGGGGUCACAGGCAAUCAGGUGGACUGAGGACAGACAGACGGACACGGACUGGCUGGUACACAGGUGUGCUCGCUUGCUGCAUUUACUAGAACCAGUGCCAGGUAACAAAAUAUCAGUAGAGAGGGCAGGUUGAGUUUCAGCUGCAGAGUUGACCGAUUAGUACGCUUCCCUCUGCUAACUGCCCCCCCCAGCCCCCCAUGCCCCCCCAGUGCCGGAGCAGUCACAGGGAAUCCCAAUGGCAGAAAGCCAGCCUGCCACUGCUCACACACAACCCCCAGCUCAUUUUUCACAGUCCUUUGUGAUCAGGGUGGCCCACCUCACAUUUUGUUGUUCCGCGUUCCAGAAUCAUUCAGUGUCCUGGAACCGCUCGACAUUCCGGAACCGUUCUAGAAGCAAGCGAUCAUCACAAAAAAAAAAAAAAAAAAAGUUGUGUGUCAGAUCACACGGAGGGAGGGUUCUAAUCAACACUAUCAACGAACACCAUGUCUUCGUUUUUCUUUGAGAAACAAUAAAAAGGGACAGUAUCAUUUGAGAAUAAUGUAGCAACUUUGUCACCGUCUGUGUAAAAUAGUUUGUUUCAUUUAUGGUACAAGAAAUGGUUUGUUUAUUAUCAUGAUGACUAUUCUUUGGCUGUGAUUAUAUUUCUGUGAUUCUUGGUGAUGAGCUGUUGUUGAAUAUCAUGACUGAGAGGCCUCUGUCACAAUACUGAGCAGUUAAAUUUAGACUUUAAGAGGAGCCAAUGUGGUGGGUUUACCUUAAAAUUUUCCUGUCGCAGUUUCCGUUUUGGCUACCUAGGUCUGUCAUAACGAUGGCUGAUUUUUCAGUGUGAUGAAAGUCUCAUUCCAUUAUAGUCGAUAGGACUUGCGCCCUGCUUAUUUGAGCACCGACUUUGACUUGACUUCUGUCACAUAGGUUGGCUUCAUGAGGGUGAAAGUCCAUUUGAACUCAUGGGAUAUCUCUUAUUGUACAUCGCUUUGGAUCUCCCAAAUAAAUGUAAUGUAACCAGUAUACCUGCCCCAGAAUUGCUUGCGUUACUACGCUCAUUGAGGGUAUCAGAUUUGGAUUUUGGUGCCUCCCUUAUUCCCCUAAUGCCUCUGCCUGUUCCCAGGAGCCAGUCUCCAGGUGUUACGUUAUGUGUUCCUUCUCUUUUUAUCCCCCCUAAUUUCCAUACGUUGUUGAGAAUCUUGCCAAUCACAGAAGGCAAAGCCCUUGCUGGUUGCCAUUUUGGCUCUGUGGGUUGUACAGUGUACGAGAGUCCAAGUGCUGGGUUACACUCCUGAUUCCCCUUAAACCAGUGGGUGAUGUGGCUGUCUUGUGAGAAAGGCCUCUCUGUGUAGUUAUUAACCACAACAGGGUUCAGUUUUGUAUUCUGUGGAAAUGGUUAAAACUGGAUGUUUUUUUAAAAUAUAUCAAUAUAUGCUGUAUUUCUGCAUACAUAAAGAAAGAAAUGCCUUUCACGUCAAGUCAAAUAAAGAACUGGGAACAGAAUGCCCUUGUGCUGA
Messenger RNA from Anguilla rostrata (American eel), 5020 nucleotides. RefSeq names its product methylthioribose-1-phosphate isomerase 1 (gene mri1). The record is from RefSeq and is a predicted model, not a curated record. The transcript has 6 exons. NCBI's taxonomy places the organism in Eukaryota, Metazoa, Chordata, Actinopteri, Anguilliformes, Anguillidae. Gene Ontology annotation, molecular function: S-methyl-5-thioribose-1-phosphate isomerase activity. The coding region runs from base 239 to 1300 and encodes 353 amino acids.